Molecule: messenger RNA, 309 nt
Organism: Condylura cristata (star-nosed mole)
Lineage: Eukaryota; Metazoa; Chordata; Mammalia; Eulipotyphla; Talpidae
Gene: CCL27
Product: chemokine (C-C motif) ligand 27
Exons: 3
Coding region: 1-309 (102 amino acids)
Biological process (GO): positive regulation of T cell chemotaxis; immune response
Cellular component (GO): extracellular region
Molecular function (GO): chemokine activity
Source: RefSeq, a predicted model, not a curated record
AUGAAGGGGCUGUCACCUACCAACAGCCUCCUGCUGCUACUGUUGCUCCUGAACCCAGACCAUGGAGAAGAAUUGCCACUGCCUUCCAGCACUAACUGCUGCACUCAGCUCUACCGACAGCCUCUGCCAAAUAAGCUACUGAGGAAAGUAAUCCAGGUGGAAAUGCAAGAGGCUAAUGGGGAUUGUCACCUUCAGGCCUUUGUACUUCACCUGUCUCGACGCAGCGUCUGCAUCCACCCCCAGAACCGCAGUUUAGCCCGGUGGUUUGAGCGCCAAGGGAAGAGGUUCCAGAGGAAUCUGCCCAUAUGA